Messenger RNA from Sturnus vulgaris (Common starling), 2029 nucleotides. Lineage: Eukaryota; Metazoa; Chordata; Aves; Passeriformes; Sturnidae. The record is from RefSeq and is a predicted model, not a curated record.
AAAAGUGGCUGUUGGUGCUAUCCUGCGUUUUCUUCCCUGGCUAGGUGGAAAAUAUGUUUAUCACCACUAUUCCUCUUGGAGCUCUAAAAUGAGACUGCAGUUUUCUCCCCGCUCUGCAUCAGCGAAAUGCAGUCAGCUUUUCUAAGAGAUGCCAUAGCACUGCAAAACCUUUUUGACGCAUUUCUAGUUUGCUUAAGAAUGGGCAUGGCUUUUACCUUGGAGGAGAGGCAACAAUUAAAUAUUCAUGGAUUAUUGCCACCUUGCUUUCUUGGUCAAGAUGCUCAGGUUUAUACAAUUCUUAAGAAUUUUGAAAGGCUGACAUGUGACCUAGACAGAUACAUGCUGCUAAUGAGUCUUCAGGAUCGGAAUGAAAAGCUUUUCUAUAAAGUGCUGGCUUCUGACAUUGAAAAGUUCAUGCCUAUUGUUUAUACCCCCACUGUGGGACUGGCUUGCCAACAAUAUGGCUUAGCAUUCCGGAGGCCAAGAGGCCUUUUUAUUUCUAUCCACGACCGGGGUCACAUUGCUACAAUGCUUAAAUCCUGGCCAGAAAGUGUCAUCAAGGCUAUUGUGGUGACUGAUGGUGAACGUAUUCUUGGGCUUGGAGACCUUGGCUGUUAUGGAAUGGGCAUUCCUGUUGGUAAACUGGCACUUUAUACAGCAUGUGGAGGAGUAAAACCUCAUGAGUGUCUACCAGUGAUGUUGGAUGUGGGAACGGAUAAUGAGGAAUUGCUGAAAGAUCCUUUGUAUAUUGGGCUGAGACACAAGAGAAUUAGAGGUCAAGCCUAUGAUGAUCUUCUUGAUGAAUUCAUGGAAGCUGUGACUGCAAGAUAUGGCAUGAACUGCCUCAUUCAGUUUGAGGAUUUCGCUAAUGCCAAUGCAUUCCGCCUCCUGCAUAAGUACCGUAACAAGUAUUGCACUUUCAAUGAUGACAUUCAAGGAACUGCAUCUGUUGCUGUUGCAGGUCUUCUUGCAGCUCUGCGCAUCACCAAGAACAAAUUGUCAGAUCACACAGUUUUGUUCCAGGGAGCUGGAGAGGCUGCAUUGGGGAUAGCAAACCUCAUUCUUAUGGCUAUGGAAAAAGAAGGGCUAUCCAAAGAUGCAGCUAUCAAAAGAAUAUGGUUGGUUGACUCAAAGGGAUUAGUCGUAAAGGGGCGUGCCUCAUUAACACAUGAGAAGCAGCGUUUUGCCCAUGAACAUCGUGAAAUGAAAAAUCUAGAAGAUAUUGUUAGAGAUAUAAAACCGUCCGUGCUAAUAGGAGUUGCUGCAAUUGGUGGUGCUUUUACUACACAAAUUCUUCAGGAUAUGGCUGCUCUAAACAAACGUCCUAUCAUUUUUGCUCUCAGCAAUCCCACUAGCAAAGCAGAAUGCACUGCUGAGCAGUGCUACAAAUACACAGAGGGACGUGGAAUUUUUGCCAGUGGAAGUCCUUUUGGUCCCGUCACUCUUCCAAGUGGAAAAACUCUCUAUCCUGGACAGGGUAACAAUUCCUAUGUGUUCCCAGGAGUUGCCCUUGGUGUUAUUUCAUGUGGAAUGAGACAUAUUGAAGAGAGUGUAUUCCUCACGACUGCUGAGGUUAUAGCACAGCAAGUUACAGAAGAGAAUUUACAGGAAGGUCGCCUCUACCCUCCAUUAGUCACCAUUCAAGAUGUGUCACUGAAAAUUGCUGUGAGGAUCGCAGAAGAAGCCUACAGGAAUAACACUGCCUCCACCUAUCCUCAGCCCAAGGACCUUGAAGCCUUCAUCCGCUCUCAGGUGUACAGUACUGAUUACAACAGCUUUGUGGCUGACUCCUACACCUGGCCUGAAGAGGCCAUGAAAGUGAAACUGUAAAUAUUUAAUGAAGAAUGAACAAAUCAGCUGCAGUUAAAAAGCAUUAAAAUAUUAAGGUUGUUUCUGCCUAGGAAGCCUAAGAAUAGCUAAUUUUUUAAGAUGCAGAAAACUUUUUCUAAUUCGUGGUAGUUGGUUAGAAACUCUCAUCAAGAAAUCGUCAAUUAUACAUCAGAAAAUAAAAAUUAAUCUGAGAAAUAUA